Strongylocentrotus purpuratus (purple sea urchin) is the source of this 1067-nucleotide messenger RNA. It is a transcript of the gene gnpnat1, whose product is annotated as glucosamine 6-phosphate N-acetyltransferase. Bases 81 to 686 code for a protein of 201 amino acids. The record is from RefSeq and is a predicted model, not a curated record. The transcript is spliced from 6 exons. Gene Ontology annotation, molecular function: glucosamine 6-phosphate N-acetyltransferase activity; monosaccharide binding. Gene Ontology annotation, cellular component: Golgi apparatus; endoplasmic reticulum; endoplasmic reticulum-Golgi intermediate compartment. Lineage: Eukaryota; Metazoa; Echinodermata; Echinoidea; Camarodonta; Strongylocentrotidae. Gene Ontology annotation, biological process: UDP-N-acetylglucosamine biosynthetic process.
CAGCGCACACGUCAACACAAGUCGAGUGACCAAGCAAGGACGUCCAACAUCCCUUUAGAAAUCAACCAAUCUUGUCUAAUAUGGAGAAUAAUAUAGAGGAGACCCCAAUGUUUGAUCCCAAGUUAUUGGAGAAACUCAAAGCAGAUUUUGAAAGUAUUUCAAAAGUAUCCUUCAAGCCACCCAUCAGUCCUGCCAAUCCAGGAAAUGAUUUGCUGAUGAGGCCACUUCAAAUAGGAGACUAUGAUAAAGGGUACCUGCAACUGCUUUCACAGCUAACAACUGUUGGCGAUGUGCCAAGGAAGCUCUUUGAAGAACAAUUCCAUGCCUACAAAGCCUGUCCAAACUCUUACUACAUCAUUGUGAUAGAAGACACAAGCUGUAGUCAGGUGGUGGCUACAGGAACGUUAGGAAUAGACUUCAAGUUUACUCAUAUGUGUUCAAAGAAAGGGAAGUUGGAUGAAGUAGUGGUGAAAGAGGAAUACAGGGGAAAGCAGCUAGGAAAAUUGAUGGUGGAAACCCUGACAUUACUUAGUCAACAAGUCGGCUGCUACAAAACAACUCUAGAGUGCAAGACAGAUAAUAUACCAUUCUACACAAAGUUUGGCUACAAGCAGGACCCUGAGAAUUACAUGACCUAUCGUCAUGAACAUUGCUCGUUGAAUAAGGAGGAGGAGAUUAACAGUUGAUGGCUGCUACAAGACAACUCUAGAGUGCAAGACAGAUUAUAUACCAUUCUACACAAAGUUUGGCUACAAGCAGGACCCUGAGAAUUACAUGACCUAUCGCCAUGAACAUUGCUCGUUGAAUAAGAAGGAGGAGAUUAACAGCUGAUGGCUGCUACAAGACAACUCUAAAGUGCACCACAGAUAAUAUACCAUCCUACACAAAAUUUGGCAACAAGAAGGACCCUGAGAAUUACAUGAGCUAUUGUCAUACACAUUGCUCGUUGAGUAAGGAGGAGGACAUUAACUGCUGACAUCUUUACUUGUCUGAAUCAUGAGUGAAAUCAAGUCAGAUGUCUUCAUAAUAUACCUCGCAGAAUCCUUAACACAUUUAUAUGUUAAUAA